GGCCUUCAAGCGCUCCUCGCUGCUGCAGAUCCACCAGAGCGUGCACACGGGGCUGCGCGCCUUCAAGUGCGCGCUCUGCGGCAUGGCCUUCAAGUGGUCCUCGCACUACCAGUACCACCUGCGGCAGCAUACGGGCGAGCGGCCCUACAAGUGCACCGCCUGCCCCAAGGCCUUCAAGAACUCCUCCAGCCUCCGCCGGCACCGCCACAUCCACACGGGCGAGCGGCCCUACGUCUGCGCCGCCUGCGGCAAGGCCUUCACCCAGUCCACCAACCUGCGCCAGCACCAGCGCACCCACACGGGCGAGCGGCCCUACGCCUGCGCCCACUGCGGCAAGACCUUCACCCACUCCUCCAACCUCCUCCUCCACCAGCGCACCCACGCCGCCGCCAGGCCCCACAAGUGCCCGGCCUGCCCCAAGGCCUUCGUCUCGGACGCCUGCCUGCAGAAGCACCUGCAGAGCCACGCCGCGCCCCCCCCGCCGCAGCCCCCGCCGCUGCUGCUGGAGGCGGUGGAGGCAGUGGGGAUGCUCUGGAAGUGCGGCGAGUGCCAGCUCGCUUUCCCCAGCCAGGAGCUGCUGCUGGGCCACCAGCGCGGCCACCUCCGGCCGGGGACGCCGGGGGACGCGGCGGCGGCCCACCGCUGCGCCACCUGCGGCAAGACCUUCAAGAACGGCUCGGGGCUGGCGCGGCACCGGCACAGCCACGCCGCCGAGCGGCCCUACAAGUGCUCGCUGUGCCACAAGAGCUUCGGGCAGCUGGCCGGGCUGCUGGGCCACCAGCGCGGCCACUCGGCCGAGCAGCGCCCGCCACCGGCGCAGCCGGAGGCGCCGCGGCCCCCCCCGGCGCUGGCGGUGGCCCCGGCCCCGGCCGAGCGCCCCUACCAGUGCACCGAGUGCGGCAAAGCCUUCAAGGGCUCCUCGGGGCUGCGCUACCACAUGCGGGACCACACGGGCGAGCGGCCCUACAAGUGCUCCGAGUGCCCCAAGGCCUUCAAGCGCUCCUCGCUGCUCGCCAUCCACCAGCGGGUGCACACGGGGCUGCGCGCCUUCAAGUGCGCCGAGUGCGGCCUCACCUUCAAGUGGUCCUCGCACUACCAGUACCACCUGCGGCUGCACACGGGCGAGCGGCCCUAUGCCUGCCCCGACUGCCCCAAGGCCUUCAAGAACACCUCGUGCCUCCGCCGGCACCGGCAGCUGCACACGGGUGAGCGGCCCCACGCCUGCCCGGUGUGCGGCAAGGCCUUCGCGCAGACCUCCAACCUGCGCCAGCACCAGCGCACCCACACGGGCGAGCGGCCCUACGCCUGCGCCCACUGCGGCAAGACCUUCACCCACUCCUCCAACCUCCAGCUCCACCAGCGCACCCACUCCAGCGCCCGCCCCCACCAGUGCCCGCUCUGCCCCAAGGCCUUCGUCAUGGCCUCCUACCUCCAGCGCCACCUCCGCACCCACGCCGCGGGCCCCAAGCCCCCUCCCCGCGCCGCCCCCCGCGACGUCCCCGUCCUGCAGGCCACCCUCAGCCUGGAGGUGGCGGCCCCCGACGCCCAGACCUUCCUGCUGGUGCAGACGGCGCAGGGCCUGCAGCUCAUCCCCAGCCCCCCGCCGCCCCCACAGAAGCUCAUCCUGCUCCCCGCUGCCCCCCGGCCUCCCCCCGAGCCCACCCCGCGCCGGGGGGAGCCUCCGGGCCCUGGGCAGAGCCUCCUGCUGGUGCCCGGCACGGGGACGGCCCUGCCUGGGCUGCGGCUGCAGGCGGUGGCCAGCACCCCGCAGGGCCCGGGGCCCGGCGUCCUCGUCCUGCAGGGCCUCCCUGAGCAGCCCCCGCGCCAGGCGGGUGCCCCCCAGGGCCAGGCAGCGGCAGAGGGGGCGAGCGUCCGGCUGGGAGCCCUGCCGCAGCCCUCGGAGGUCGCCGGCGUCCAGGUGCGGGCCGCCGAGGUGGCCAACGUCCAGCUGCAGGCCGCCGAGGUGGCCAACGUUCACCUCCGAGCCCUGCCCCAGCCCUCGGAGGUGGCCAGCAUCCAGCUGCAGGCCGCCGAGGUGGCAGACGUCCAGCUGCAGGCCCUGCCGCAGCCCCCAGAUGUCACCAGCAUCGAGCUGCAGGCCGCCGAGGUGACCAACGUCCACCUCCAAGCCCUGCCGCAACCCCAGGGGGUCACCAACAUCCAGCUGCAAGCCAGCGAGGUGACCAACGUCCGGCUCCAAGCCCUGCCGCCACCCCCAGAGGUGACCAACAUCCAGCUCCAGGCCCUGCCGCAGCCCCCAGAUGUCACCGACAUCGAGCUGCAGGCCACCGAGGUGACCAACGUCCAGCUCCAAGCCCUGCCACAGCCCACGGAGGUGACCAGCAUACAGCUCCAGGCCGCGGAGGUGACCGACGUCCAGCUCCAGGCCACCCAAGUGACCGACGUCCAGCUCCAAGCCCUGCCGCAGCCCACGGAGGUGCCCGGCGUCCAUCUCCAGGCCACGGAGGUGCCCAACAUCCAGCUGCAGACCUCAGACGUGACCAGUGUCCAUCUGGAGACCGCCGAGGUGCCCAGCAUCCACCUCCAAACCACCGAGGUGCCCAACCUCCAUCUCCAAGCCACCGAGGUGCCCAGUGUCCAUCUCCAGACCACCGAGGUGCCCAACAUCCAUCUCCAGACCACCGAGGUGCCCAACCUCCAUCUCCAAGCCACCGAGGUGCCCGGUGUCCAUCUCCAAGCCACCCAAGUCCCGAGUGUUCAGCUCCAGACCCUGCCGCAGCCCCCGGAGGUGCCCAACGUCCAUCUUCAGCCCGCGGAGGUGCCCGACAUCCAGCUCCAAGCCGUGGAGGUGCCCGACCUCCACCUCCAGCCCACCGAGGUGCCCGCUGUCCACCUGCAGGCCGUCGAGGUGCCCCCGGGCCACCUGCAGCCCCCGGCGGGGGCUCACCCAGCCCCGCAGCCCCCUGGGGCGCCUCUGGCGGGGGGUCCUCCGGCGCCGGAGGUGCUGCUGGUGCAGGGGGGGGGCAGCGCCGGCCGUGGGGCUGGGGGUGCUGCAGACGGCCGAGGGGCUGCGGAGCAUCUUGGUGCUGCGGGGGGUGGAACCCCAGCCCGGACCCCCUGCGGGACCCCCGAAAGUCCUGGUCCUGAGUGGGGAGCCCCGGCGGGGGGGGGCAGCGGGCAGCCAGGGGGGGGCACAGGCCGUGGUGCAGCUGCUGCCCGGCCCCCCGGCCCCCCAGCUGCCGGCGGUGCAGGGGGUGCAGGGGCUGCCGGGGGCGCAGCUGGUGCACACCUUCUGAGGGGGGCAAGCGGCACGGACCCCACGCGGCCACCUGCGGCCAUCCUGCUGCCCCCGGGGUGGCCACGAGGCACCAACCCCCCGUCCCAGGGCCACCGCAGCCCCCACCCCGCGGCCACCUCACGGCCACCCCACUGCGUCCCGUGGGCACCCAAGGGCCCCUGCUGGCCACCCACAGCCACCCAGUGGCCUCUCCUGGCAACCCAAGGACCCCAGUAGCCACCCACAGCCACCCAAGGGCCCCAGUGGCCACCCAGGGACCCCAGUAGCCACCCACAGCCACCCAGUGCC
Oxyura jamaicensis (ruddy duck) is the source of this 3547-nucleotide messenger RNA. RefSeq names its product zinc finger protein 628-like. The coding region runs from base 83 to 3475 and encodes 1130 amino acids. NCBI's taxonomy places the organism in Eukaryota, Metazoa, Chordata, Aves, Anseriformes, Anatidae. The record is from RefSeq and is a predicted model, not a curated record. The transcript has 2 exons.